Messenger RNA from Microtus oregoni (creeping vole), 2309 nucleotides. Its product is annotated as UL16-binding protein 1-like. Gene Ontology annotation, biological process: positive regulation of T cell mediated cytotoxicity; antigen processing and presentation of endogenous peptide antigen via MHC class Ib; antigen processing and presentation of endogenous peptide antigen via MHC class I via ER pathway, TAP-independent. The transcript is spliced from 6 exons. Lineage: Eukaryota; Metazoa; Chordata; Mammalia; Rodentia; Cricetidae. The record is from RefSeq and is a predicted model, not a curated record. Gene Ontology annotation, cellular component: external side of plasma membrane. Bases 312 to 755 code for a protein of 147 amino acids.
CCCAACUCCUGUCUCCAGAAGCCACAGGAAGCAUAGCACUCACUCUUGUCUCUGAAAAAGGAACCUCUGACUUCACUUGGGAUGCUGCUUAUCUUUGCUACAGCUUCACUGUUAGCAAGUCAAAGUCUGGACCAUGGUGGCACAAAGUCCAAGGCCAACUGAACGAAGACACUUUUCUUUCAUACAACAGCAGCAGCAAUUGCCAAGCCAUUGGUGUUUGGGGGAACCAAUUGAAUGCCACAAACAUCUGUGACAAACAGGUUGACACUCUGAAAGAUGGAGUUGACCUGCUCAAAGAACAAGUGGUUCACAUGAAGCAGGAGAAGAAGAUAUUCAGAGAGCCCCUCUCUCUGCAGGCCAGGCUGUGUUGUUGGCAUGAAGGAGAUGGACAUUUCAAUGGAUCCUGGGACUUUGACCUCAAUGGACACAAAAUGGUCCAUGUUGACUCAAGCACUGGAAAGUGGACUGAAGUUGACCCUGCAUCCAGAUGGAUGAAAGAGAUGUGGCAGAAAAACAAGGAGUUAACAGACUUCUUAUCCAGGACCUCACAGGGGGACUGCAGGGCCUGGCUUAAGGAGAUGAUCAAGUCACUCUUGGAAGAAAAGCUGGAGCAUACAGCCUCAACAACCACUACUCCACAUGUGGACCAGCUUUUGUCCCUGGCCAUCAAGCCCAACAUCUCUGUCCCACUGAUAAUCCUCCGCUACUCCCUUCUUCUGUGGUCUCUGAGGAGAAUCCUUGACAAUGAAGGUUGAAGAUGCUCCAGAGAAGUCAUGAGAGUUCAUCUGGUGCCACCACUCUCCCUUUCCAUCAGCCUCCACCAGAUGAAUCAGGAUGCUGCGGACACAGCAUUUCAUGGUCUUCACUCUGUGUAUUCACUUGGGCCCUUUCUUAUCCCCUUGUACUCUUGGGGCUCCCUGGUUGAAUUUGCCCUUAACAUGGAACUACUUGAACUAGAGAUCUGAAAAAGGACAUGGCUGUGUACACAUCCUUAGCAGAGGAAACAGGACAGCCAGAUCUCCUUAGUGGGAUUGUGAACUUUUUACUCUUGUGUAUCUAGGUCAAUGUGAGACAGACUAGAAAGGCCCCACCUCUGCUAAGGUAUUUGCUUGGAAGUCAAAUUCUGUUAAAAAAUAUUGAUUUUUAGUAGAUAUGUAUUAUAACUACACCUUACUAGGCAGCCAUCUCUAGAACAAAAGAAAAUAUGUCUCUUAUUUUUAAAUGUCUAUAUAUAUAUAAUAUAGUCAUAAGAGAAAUGUAAUAUUUUAUAAUAUUAUUACUAUUAUAGGUUAGUCAUACACUAGGUAGCCUAGCAAUGCCCACAUUCACAGUGAGAACAGAGAACCGGGAAGCUGCUCAGUCCGACAGGCUGGCUGUCCCUGCAGUGACAAUCUGGCAGUGAAAGGCAGAAGGUCCUGGGAGCUGGUGCUGCUGAGUCCACAUCCUCCUGGUGCAGGUCUGGGUCAGCGCUGCUCUCCACUGUGUCAGAGAAGCUUCUUCUGCACAUCCAGACCUGGGAUGGAAGGAGAGUGAACUCACACUGGUUUCCUCUGACUGCACAGGGACACUUUGCACAAGUGCACUAGCACUCACACACACGUCACACACACACACACACACACACAUACACAGUGACACAUACACACAGUGACAGCAUAAGGACUUGAAAAUAUGGAAAGAUCACUACUGAAAACAUGUUUUUGAGGUAGGGCAUAACUAUGUAGAACAACAUGGAAUGGAACUCACUACAUAGACCAGGCUGACCUGGAACUCAGAGAUCUUCCUGCCUCUACAUCCCCCACAUUGGGCUUAAAGGUGUGUGCACCACACCUGACUGAUUCUUGGAUUUUGAGCUCUUAUGUUGUGCUACUAAAGUAUCACUAAUGUAAGAUGCACUAUUUCUCCCUAAUUAAUUUAUAACUAUAGUGGCAUUAAGUAGACUGGCCAUACUCAGAUAUCUCAGGCAUCACUAAAGGAAACCUGUAACACCUAAUCCUAAGAAAGAGAAAUUGAGGACCAGUUGUUUAGUUGAAGUCACUGGUAAUGUCUGUCCUUUAUUUUCAUUACUGGAAGCCAUCUGAUUGCUGACUUGGCAUCUUUAAAAAAUGCCAUCCUUCUACUCAGAUGUCUAUGAACUUUCUUCUUGUGAUUGCUUUGCAUAUGUUCCUGUUUCUACAAAUAUGUAUAUGACUGGGUUGUGUGACUUUUACAUAAAAUUCUCAGAGAAUUCUCUUGUAAUUAUUUUACUUCUCAAGGUUUGUGGCAAUGGCUAUUUCAUUUGUAAUAAAUUAGCUGUAAUAUUCUCUUUG